This is a messenger RNA of Diaporthe batatas, 1887 nucleotides long. RefSeq lists its product as uncharacterized. NCBI's taxonomy places the organism in Eukaryota, Fungi, Ascomycota, Sordariomycetes, Diaporthales, Diaporthaceae. Gene Ontology annotation, biological process: transmembrane transport. Gene Ontology annotation, molecular function: transmembrane transporter activity. The record is from RefSeq and is a predicted model, not a curated record. The transcript is spliced from 5 exons. Bases 1 to 1887 code for a protein of 628 amino acids.
AUGAAUCGUUCAACCACGUCGUUGGCUAGUAGCCAUACCCAAGUGGCCUCUUCCUUGAAGCCUCGAUGCAAUGAGAGUGCUCUUGACCUCGAGAAACGCGAGAAAGACGGUCGAAAUCGCCCCCAUGUGAUGGGAGACCCGGCAGAAAGCUCGUCGGCUCAAAAUGAGGCUCCAAAGACCAUCUCACAGGGGCCUCCAGUGCCACAAGGUCCUGGUGGCCUGGGCGGCCCGGGUGCUCCAGGUCCCGACACGUUAUACAAGCCCAAGACUCUUCGGUUCUGGUUGACGUUGCUGGCCAACUUCCUGGCUCUCUUCCUUGUUGCCCUGGACCGUACCAUUGUCGCAACUGCGAUCCCUCGAAUUACGGACGAAUACCACAGCCAGGGUGACAUUGGCUGGUAUGGCUCCGCGUAUAUGCUGACGACAUCGGCAUCUCAACUUCUCUUUGGUCGUUUGUUCAAGUUCUACAACACGAAAUGGACGUUCUUGACCUCUGUGGUUAUCUUCGAGGUUGGUUCAGCUAUAUGCGGAGCUGCUCCCACCUCCCCCGUCUUUAUUUUCGGUCGAGCCGUGGCCGGCUUUGGAAGUGCAGGCAUUUUCUCGGGAGCCAUGAUGAUCAUGAUCCCCAUGAUCCCCUUGCCUAAGCGACCCAUGUUCCAGAGCAUGUUUGGAAUGGUGUUUGGGAUUUCGUCGGUUUUGGGCCCAUUACUCGGUGGUGCCUUCACCAGCAGCGCACUUACAUGGAGAUGGUGUUUCUAUAUCAACCUUCCCAUCGGAGGUUUCACGCUGAUUUUCAUGAUUUUCUUUUGGAACCCACCAGCCAAGAAGACCGAGCCAGCUCCAUUGAUGGUUCACAUCAAGCGUCUCGACCCCCUGGGUACAUUUUUCUGCGUCCCGGCCGUGGUCUGCCUGCUUCUCGCACUCCAGUGGGGUGGCGCGACAUACGCCUGGGCCAACUGGCGCAUCAUCUUGCUCCUUGUUCUCUGUGGCGUCCUAGCACUGGCAUUUGCUGCUGUACAGAUCAUCAUGCCCGAUACUGCCUCUAUCCCACCGAGGGUCAUUAAGCAGCGGUCCGUGCUGUUCUCGGUGUGGUUCACGUUCUUCAUCGCAGGCUCUAUGCUCAUGCUGGUAUACUACCUCCCACUUUGGUUCCAAACUGUGGAGCGAGUGAGUGCCUUCAAAUCGGGUAUCUACACAUUGCCACUGGUUCUGUCCCUUUUGGCAUCGAGUUUGAUCAAUGGAGUGGCAACCGCAAAGAUAGGGUACUACGUUCCCUCUAUGUUGCUGUGUCCAUGCAUCAUGGCUGCUGGCGAAGGUCUGCUGAGCACCCUCACCCGUGGCGCCCCUCAGAGCCACUGGGUCGGCUACCAAUUCAUGUCUGGUUUCGGCCUCGGCAUGGGCAUGCAAACGGGUAGCUUGGCCGUGCAGACUGUCCUGCCCAUGGCGGACGUGUCGAUGGGGAUUGCCUGCAUAUUCUUCUCCCAGCAGCUCGGAGGUGCCAUCUUCACGACCGUCGGGCAGGCAAUUCUCAGCAACCUGCUCGUCUCGCGACUGGCAGGUGUCUCUGGUAUUGACCCGGCUCGGAUCGUGGAGAGCGGUGCGACGGAGUUGGCCGAUGUGGUACCGGCCAAGGACCUGACCAUUGUGCUCGAUGCGUACAACCACGCACUGACGAGGAUCUUCUUGGCCGCCAUGGGCCUUGCUUUCGCUGCACUGCUUUGCGCCUUGGCCGUGGAGUGGAAGAGCAUCAAGAAGCCCGGGGCGGGCGCUCCCGUAGAGACAGCGAAGGUUGACCCAGAAAAGUCAAGGACACCAGAAGAUGCCGAUUUGGCAGUGGCCGGGGAGGGCAGGACGAGCCCGUCGAGCAGCAGCAGGGCUGCUAAAUAG